AUGAUCGCCACCGGCGGCCUGCUGAGGAUUUCCGCCAGAAAGCAGGAUCCCCUGCGCCCCACGAGCCAGGUGCCCAAGCGCAAGCGGAAAGCCAGGAGGAGGCGCAAGAACGACGUGGUGGUGGUGAAAGGCAAGCUGAAGCUGUGCUCCGUCUCGGGGCUCAUCGCCCUCUGCGGCAUCCUGGUGCUGCUGGUGGGCAUAGCCAUGGCGGUGGUGGGCUACUGGCCCAAGGCCAACGGGGCCAGUAGGGAGGGAGGUAAGCAGCUGCCGUUCGCGGGCGACGGCCACCGCGUCCCAACCAUGGCCAAUAGCAGCAGCAGUGGCAGCAAAAACCGGUCCAGGAGCCACCCAGGGACUCUGCAAGGUGUCAACUCCAGUUCCGUGGGCGCGCCCAGGAGCACGCCGCCAGCGCGGCCCCCCGCCCCGUCCCCGUCUUCCUCCACGUCGGUGGGCUUCUUCUUCCGCAUCUUCUCCGGCUACCUGCACUCUGACAAGCUCAAGGUCUUCGGGCCCCUCAUCAUGGGCAUCGGCAUCUUCCUCUUCAUCUGCGCCAACGCGGUGCUCCACGAGAACCGGGACAAGAAGACCAAGAUCAUCAACCUGCGGGACCUCUACUCCACCGUCAUCGACGUGCACAGCCUCCGCGCCAAAGACCUGGCUGCCGCCGCGGCCGCGGCCGCCGCGGCCACCGCCUCCUCGUCGUCCUCGGCCCCCGCCUCGGCACCUCCCGGGGCCGCGCCUCUGAACGGCUUCCUCAGCUACGUGCAGUCGCGGGGCCUGGAGCUGAAGCCCGGGAGCUGCGGCGGCGCCGGGGAUGCCUUCGGGGCGGCGGCGAUGCUGGCCAGGGGCUCGUGGCCCCACCCCGCGGCCCCAGGCGGGGGCGGCGGCGGGACCAGGGGCGCCGCGUCCCCGCCUGACCUGGCCUCGUCCCCGCGCUGCCCGCGGGAGCCUCCGAGCCUGGCCGAGGCCGUGUACAGCAUCUACCGCGAGAGCUCGGGGGUGGCCAGCCGUCGCCGGGCCGCAGCCGCCGCCGCCGCCGCGGUGGCCGCCACCUCCACCGCGGCUGCCAGCAGCAGCAGCAGCCCGGCGCCCUACAGCCCACCCGAGAGCUGGGGGCGCCAGAGUACCGCCAGCUCCCUCGUGGGCUCCUCCCUGAGCGCCUUGGCGCUGCUGCCCUUGCAAGGGGACCGCGACAGGGAUGGGGACGCAGAAGGCGCGAGCUGCAGCUGGCAGAGGCCACCCGCGGAACGCGGCUCCCGGGAGAUCCCAAGGGGCGAGCUCGACCUGAGCUUGACCGACCUCCGCGGAGCGCAGGGCGGCGCGCGCUGGGCGCACAGCGAGCUGGAGGAGUCGGAGGGCGCGGCGGCGGCGCGCACCGCCAGGGGCCAGGGCGGCCGCCUGCCCAGGACCGGCAGGUACGCAGCCUUGCGGCGGCGCAGCACCAGCGGGCUCCCGGACUACCGGGCGCAGCCGACCCCCGAGCCCCCGCCCUCCCCGCGAACCGCGGACCCGGACUCCAGCCCUCUGGCCAAAACCACCGCCCCCUCUCCCCGCGCGCGGCUGGGGGACUCGCCCCCCGCCAGGCGGGACUCGCAGAGCUCCCAAUCGGAUGACCCAUCCAGCAGCAAUAAGGGCUACACCCCCCUGCGAGAGACCGGCACCUCCUUGGAGUCGGUCGUGGACGCAGUAGCUAGUAAAAGACAAGACUGUGCGGCCGCCACCGCCCCGGGUACGGAGCACAGCCCCCAGGAGGAUCCCAGCCAAGAGCCACCCGCGGCCGAGCAACCUCAGCCGGUGCAGAGGCAGUUUACAAACAAGGAGAAACUCUUCAUGAUUUCCCGGUCUCAUGCAAUAGGGGUCGAAGACGGAGAACUGGAAAGCACUGGCAUGUAG
This is a messenger RNA of Cynocephalus volans (Philippine flying lemur), 1893 nucleotides long. RefSeq names its product transmembrane protein 200C (gene TMEM200C). The record is from RefSeq and is a predicted model, not a curated record. The transcript has a single exon. The coding region runs from base 1 to 1893 and encodes 630 amino acids. NCBI's taxonomy places the organism in Eukaryota, Metazoa, Chordata, Mammalia, Dermoptera, Cynocephalidae.